UGAAUGAAGAGAAAAAAGUAGAAUAGACAAGAUUUUCACUUUUCGUGAAAAUUGAAAGAAAAUUGAAAUUUUAAAUUGUAAAUAUACGAUAGAGAAAAAAUUUCAGAAAUAUUCAUUGCAAAUUCAAAGAUUAGCAACCACUUACAUUGGUCUGCGGGUGCUGUGCGAAACGAGCGGAGUCAGUGGCUGGUAUAGUGCGGAGAAAAAGAUCGAUUCUUUCAGUGCCUAGGCAGACAACAAAGGCGGUACAUUUUCCAAAGAUUCUGCUAACUAAUUGUAUUACUAUCUGGGAGUAGCAAUACCUCUGAUAAGAAGGUUUUUGAGUUGUUAGUUCUUGUAAUGGCUACAGGCGGGGGAGGUGCCGUUGGGCUAAGUGGGUGCGGCAGUGGUGGUAUCGGUGCAACAGCAGGCUCUAAUGCUAUAAAUUUGCAAGCGCUCCAAACAUUCCAUCAUCGCUGCGGACGCCGCAUAACACUUUCCAAUGGCAACCGCACUGCGGCGCGUUCUGUGCGUGAUUUUAGUCAUGCGCUGGUGUUUAGCGCCGAACCGCUGACAGACGAUGUACUCUUCGAAGUGGUAAUUGAGAAGAAGAACCAUUCUUGGGGCGGCAGUAUUGAGAUUGGUGUGACAUCCGAAUCACCAGAGAAACUAGAAUUGCCUUCCUGUGCUACGGCAAUGCGUAACGGCACCUGGGUAAUGUCCGGCAUUGAUGUGCGCAAAGAUGGCGUUUGUCUAAUUGAAUUCUAUGGCACUGAUUUGGAGACACUGGGCGAACGUGAUCGCGUUGGCGUAAUGCGCACUUCCAACAAUGAAUUAGUAUUUUAUGUUAAUGGCGAGCCACAAGGUGUUGCAGCGCGUAAUAUGCCCAAGACAUUGUGGGCAUUGGUUGAUUUGUACGGACGUUGUGUGCAAGUGUCACUCUGUCCCACGGAUGUGGGUGGUUCAGGGGAUUUCGCCGAAACAUCAGUCCAGCAAGCACAUCAAAUUGUGCAGAAUAUCGAUGUACCGAUGAGUGUGGAUGUGACGGUUGUUUCAACUGCAUCGCCGACGACAAACAACGCCUGCACAGCCAACAAUAAUAGCAGUGGCGGUGGUCUAGUUUCAAACAUUAGCACGAACGCAGAUAUUAAUGCCGCCCUUUCAAGUUUGGGCAGCGCAGGCGCCGCUGCGAUUUCCGCAAUUUCGCAAACUGGUUUGCAUAGCGCUCUACCGUUAUCUUCCUCAGCUGCGGCAGUGAUUGCGAAUAAUACGUCCACGUUGCAAAACGUGGGAGACUUUUAUGAUACGGAUAGAUUGCGUUUUCACACACGCUGCGGCUCUCUUGUGAAGCUUUCGCCGCAUUGUCGCAGCGCCGAACGUCGACGACCGUUAGAUGAGUUCAAUAAUGGUGUGGUGAUGACACAUCGGCCGUUGAAGGAUAAUGAGCUGUUUGAGAUACGCAUCGAUAAGUUGGUGGACAAAUGGUCCGGUUCCAUAGAAGUAGGUGUGACUACGCACAAUCCGUCGGUGCUGCACUUCCCAGCUACAAUGACGAAUAUGCGCAGCGGCACCAUAAUGAUGUCCGGCUGUGGAAUACUGACAAAUGGCAAGGGCACACGACGUCAGUACGGCGAAUUUAAUUUAGAUGAACUGCGUGAAGGCGAUCGUGUGGGUAUGAUGCGCAAGUCUAAUGGAAAUCUGCAUUACUAUAUAAAUGGCCAGGAUCAGGGUGUGGCCGCAACUCGUGUCGCCCAAACGCUCUGGGGUGUCAUAGAUCUCUACGGCAUGACCACCAAAGUGACGAUUGUGGAUCGCGAUGAGCGUGAACAACAAAAUUUAGUAACACGUCGCAAUAAUCUUAUCCUCACAGCCGCGUCAGGCUUAACUAGCGGCAAUAUGGCAAUCGAUAGCAUCGGUGCGACAAAUGCACUUAUCUCGGCGAAUUCGGCAACACCGACACCUGUAUUGAGUUUGCUUAGUCCCGAAGGCGAAGUCAAUUCAACAGUUGCUGCUGCAGCGGCCGCGUUGGGCGACUCAACGUUAUCUGGCACUAAUACGCAGCGUAAUGACGAUCGUCUAACCUUCCACCCGAUCUGUGGUUCGCAUGCUACGGUUACACAUAGUGGACGCACCGCGCUUAGACCAAAUGCAUCUGAUGACUUCAACAACGGAGUUGUGCUAACUCGUCGUCCUUUACGUCCAAAUGAACUGUUUCAAGUGCGGCUUGAACGUGUCGUUACCAAAUGGGCCGGCUCGGUAGAGAUGGGUGUGACUACGCACAGCGCUGAAGAGUUAGACUUUCCUUUUACCAUGACCAAUGUGCGCUCCGGCACUUGGAUGAUGACGGGCAAUGGUGUUAUGCAUAACGGCAUUACGGUCAUUGAGCAAUAUGGUCAGAAUCUUGAUCGUUUGCAGGUCGGCGAUCGUGUGGGUGUCGUGCGCAAAGAUGACGGCACGUUACAUUUCUGGGUAAAUGGCGUAGAUCAAGGACCGGCAGCGACCAAUGUGCCCGAACGCGUCUUUGGUGUUAUCGAUCUCUACGGUCAGGCGGCGCAGGCUAGCAUAAUAGACACAUCUGAAUGUGGCAGUCCGGAUACGGGAAAUUCAACCAUCUCCAAUACAACGCUCUACAGUGAGCCACCCUUGCGCUUCCAUAGCAUACACGGUAAAAAUGCUGGCAUCUCAAAUGGCGGUCUCACCGCCUCCCGUCCCAAUUCGCUGGCCGAAUUCAAUGAUGCCAUAGUCUUCAGUAAUCGUCCGUUACGUCAACGCGAACUCUUCGAGGUUGUACUCGAUAUUAUGGUGCGUCACUGGUCGGGCAACAUAGAGAUCGGCGUGACGGGUACACGUCCCGAGGAUAUACAACUCGCCGCCAAUGCAACCGACUUGGAUGCCAACGAUAUGAUAAUACUCUGUGGCUCGAUGAUCUUUCAUAAUCGUAAAACUAUACGCUCCAAUGUGCUCAUCGAUUUGGAUAGCUUGGGCGAGGAUACACGUGUCGGUGUAAUGCGUAAUGGUGAUUAUGUGCAUUUCUUCAUCGAUGGCGUCGAUCAGGGCCCAGCUUGUGAGUGUCGUAUGCCGAAUGUGUGGGCAGUAAUCGAUUUGUAUGGCCAGUGUGCGCAAGUGACGCUCACACAAUCGCAGCCAGACAUACGUGCGCCAUAUGCGACUAGUGAGAAUUCUCAAAGCUGUCAAGCAACUUCGGUUAUACAGCCGGCAACGUCGGAGUUGAAGCAUCGUUGGACCUGCAUAUCGGGCAAUGUGACUUUAUCGCAAAGCUGGACGGUGGCAUCACGUAUUACCGGCGCUUCGGCGGCACUCUCGCGCUGUGUGGUUUUCUCCGAGCAUCCGCUGAGUGUGGGUGCGCCAUUCGAAAUCAAAUUGAUCUCGCACAAUUCGUUAUUCGCAGGCUGUCUAAAUAUCGGUGUUACCGAUUUGAAUCUCUCCGACGACUAUGUGCGCAAGAAUAUACCGUUAAGUAUUAAACGCAUACCUGCCAAUGUCUGGUAUGUAUCCGGCAAUGAGGUGCGUCACAAUUCGACGCUGCUGCAGCGUUCCAUGGCUUCUUUGGAGUGGCUGCGGGUUGGUGAUCGUAUUGCGCUCGAGCUGACGCCAGCGCGCACUCUGCGCAUACUGCUGAACUCGGAGGACAUGAAUAUACACUUUCAGAAUGUGCCCAAUGAUGUCUACGUCGUUGUUGAACUGCAAGGCUCUACCAUGGCCGUGCAAGUGAUCUCUUCACAAGGUCCGACUUCACCGCUGCGUCCGUGUAGUUUACGCCUACAAGACUCGCUCGACUUUGGUGUUGAUCCGCUCAAUAAACAAGACUCGAUGCUGGAAUCAAUCGAUUCGGAGAUGCAAACUUAUGAGUUCUCCGAGCUGCAUGGCAAACAUGUGCGACUCUUGGAUGAACAUCGUUCGGCGAUGCGCGUACAGUCUUACAAUCAAGGCGUCGUAUUUGUGGGCAAACCGUUAUGCAAGGGCGAGAGCAUUAGUAUCAAAGUGGACGCAGUGAAUCCCAAAUGGAAGGGCACAAUAGGCGUCGGUGUGGUCGCAGCCUGCCCGCAACCCACAAGCGUGUCACAAUUGCCGAUCUCUAUUUUGCAUUGUAAGCGUCCGUGCUGGGUGGCCACCCACGAUUACAUCAAUAUAAACGGUCAAAAGAUAGCCUCGAAGUAUGGCGAAGCGCUGGAACAAAUACAGCCGGGUACAGUCAUCACCAUGACACUCUCGAAUGUCGGCAUGUUGGUAAUAAUGGUUGGUUCCAUUAAUUUGGAAGACUUGGCGGCCGGUUUACCCAAUCACGUCUAUCCCGUCUUCGAUCUCUACGGAAAAUGUGAGAAAAUUUCGCUCAUUACCAGCAACGAUGUAGGCCGCAAUAGUACGCCGAUUAUUGAAGAGGCCGCCGCGUUGGAAUACGAUAAUUUGCAGGAGCAGGAUGGCGGUGUGCCACAAUGUGAAAAGGCCGAUUUGGAGAUGCAUGAAAAGGAAACGGAACAGCUGUCGCAACAGCAGCAGCAGGCAAUGCAGACAAGCGGCGGCGCAGUAGGCGGUGUGGCUGCGGGCAGUGGUACCAGCAAUGCGGCAAUGAAUCGUUCGGUGAUGGAGAGCGUGUCGGAGAAUUUAUUGUUGAAUAUUUCGAUUAAAAAUCGUACACUGGAGCAAAAUCGUGCUGUGGAGUCGAAUGCAGCUAACACUUCGUGCUGUCUACGCGAGUCCUUACAACUGCAACACAAUACCAAUCUAAAUAUUCAACGCAGUCAGAGUACGCAACGUUUUCAAAACGCACUGAAUGCGUCGGCUAACUCCACAACGCCAGGUGGCGCUGUUGCUGACACUGCAGCGGCCUCAACAUCCGGCGCACCAAACGCGGCUGCUACAGGUAAUAACAACGGCGCCGCUACUACAACAACCACUGCUCCUUACGUCCAUGAUACGAAUAAAGAUUACGAAGCGCUCGAAGAGGCUGGCGCUGUGGGCGGCAUGUCACUGCAAAGCGAACUGCGACGCUGCAGUUCCAAAGAGAAUUUACUCAGCGCUCAGCGUUCCUCCAACAAUUUGGAUGCGUUAGAACAGCUAGUUAGCAGCGUUGGUAUACAUGGCGCAAAUGCUAAUGCAACAGUGGCCGAUAACAUGACAGCUAAUGAACGCGCGUCCGAAACCGAUAGCAACUUAACUGCCAGCGCCACGGUUGAUGCUGCAGCCGCAGUGGGCGUGACCACUGCUAACUUAGAUGGCACUGUCGGUAAUGUUGGUGCACACGAGCAUGCGGUGGAGGAGCGCGCCGAAGAAGGGGACGAUGUGGACGACGAUGACGAUGAUGAUGAUGACGACGACGAUGAUAAUGACGAUCUUGAAGACAAUGACAAUUUGGAUCAUUUGUUGCUAUUGCAACAACAACAUGACUUGUUGCGUUUACGCUAUCAGCAGUUGAGUCAACCUUUAUCGGCAAAUUUCGGUCCACUCUCGUCGACAUCAACGUCCACACAAUUUGAUUCGCUGCAGUCGAUACCAUCCAUCGAACGUAAGGAUUGUGAAUAUCUGAAGUUAGUGCAACAGUUUCGUACUUCACUCGUUUUGCCACAAUCCUUCUUCCAACCGCUAACCGAUCCCAUUUGCUUUUGCGCGCACUGCAAUGCUUUCACAUCGGAAAAGCUACACGGUUGGGUCUAUUUCAAGUUGAAUCAGCAAACGGUCAACUCGGCCGCCGCGCAGCAUUCGCUCGACACCGGCGAGUGGCUGCCGCUCUACUACAUGACGCGUGUCGACAAAAUCCGCGCCAUACUGGAUCAUGGUCAACCACUGCCGUUGGAGUCAAGCUGCGAAUCGCACACCAGCCUCAGCAAUCAGAAGGAUGAGCCCGGCACGCGCCUGGAAUUGCACUUCUCACCGAACGCUGCCGGUAUUGUGUCAAUGAACAGUCAACAUAAAUACAAUGUCAACUCGCAUUCGUAUCGUAUCGGCACCGCUUUCGAGGUGUACGUGCGUCGGCAAUCGCUCUGCCUGACGAAUAGCAGCAAAAUGAAUGUGAAUGCCGCGGUGGGGGCCUCAUCGAGCGCUGCAGCGGCCGCGCUUAGCUUAUUGGAGCGCCGUUCGUCGGCGGACUUGUUGCAUCCGCAUGAAUCGAGCAGCGGUUUAACGCUCGAACAGAGCAGCAGCAGCAGCGGUGGCGCCGGCAGCUUGAGUGCGGGCUCAGCGUCGAGCGCAUCGCUCAAAGACAUGACGUGGUUUACGAAGGAGGCAGGCGCUUGUGUCAUAACAGCGCUAAUACUGAAAUUGGAGAAAAUAACGCCUUCAAAGAAUGCUGGCGGAGGGCUCAGUCUCGCUUUAGAUGGCAACUAAGCGCAUGCGUAUGCAGCAAAUGAAAAAUACGACUAAUUUCUCGUUGAGUAGGUGGUUUGUGGCAGCAUGGAGAAAUAGGCUAUAUGGCUACGCUUCAAUUAGCAUUGCUAGUCUCUUUUUCUUAUAUAUAUUUUUUUCAUUAUAAGAUUACUAUUCCAAAAAGAAAUGAUAUAUAUAUUUUGCACUUUUGCAUACAAUUUUAUAUAUACAAGCUUAUAUAACGUUAUAAAUUAUUGAAAUGUAAUGCAAAAUUAUUUAGUUUUGUAGUUGAACUGCUGGCCCAUAAGGAGUCCAUAUUCCACCUUCUUCAUCCAUUAUUUAUUUAUACAUUAACAUUAGUUUACUGCACUGAUAAGCACUUAGUAAUUCCCUAAAAAACGAUGAAAAUUGCUGAAAUUUCAAGUUAUAAAAAAUACACGUUUAAUGUCAGCUGUAAGCUAAGCAUGGUUUAAAAAGCUCUGCUACUUGAAAGCUUCUCAGAAUAUAUAUAAAAUAUAUUGCAAUAAGAAGCUUUGGAUGCUUAGAAAUGUUAUGAAAAUGCUUGCGAAAUUUACUACAAAUAAGUGAUUGGCAUUAUUUGAAGCUUUUUCCAAAAUUUUGAAAUCUAUUUUCGAAAGCUAUGAGGUCUAGAAGGCCUUAAAUUUUUGGAAAGUAAAAAAAAUACUUACGAAUUUUAUGUAAAAUUGUUAAUGAUAUUCCUUGAAGCUUUUUCCAAAACUAUGAAGUCUAUUGAGUUUUUUCCAAAACUAUGAGAUCUAGAAAGCUUAAUAUUUUUAUAAAAUAUAGUGAAAGUACUUGCAAAAUUUACAAAAAAAAUUAUGAGAUAUACUUUGAAGCUUUUCGAAAACUAUGAAGUCCAAUGAGCUUUUUUCAACACUAUGGUCUAGAAAGCUAAAAAUUCUUGGAAAAUAUAAAGAAAUUUAUGAUAAAAUGUUAGUGAUAUACUUUGAAGCUUUUCGAAAACUGUGAAGUCCAUCGAGCUUUUUCCAAAACUAUGAGAUCUAGACAGCUAAAAUUCAAAAACUUCUCAGGAUUUUUAUUCUAUAACUUAAUAAUGAAAAGCUAUUCACAAUCAAUUGCUAAAGCUGUUAAGACAUGCUGAGAUAUUGAAUUUAAAUUUAAAAGUGGAAUGCAUAAACUUACGAAUUGCAGCAACUCGUAUAAAAAUAGUGUUUUUUUUAUUAAACCAGAGCAUUCGUGAACAAAAGUUGAUAACUAAACUUGCCAACGCUUUUUAUCAUAAACUUUUGCUAAGUAAUUUUUUGUCAAAAGCUCAUGCAUUAAAGCUCUAGCUACAAGCUUUUCUGUGAAAACUGCAUGAAAAAUUGUAAUGAUUUAAGAUUGCUUCUAGUUUAGCUUAGUCUUCUUGAAUGAGCUUUGUGUCACUCAAAACCGGAUCUCUUCUUAACUCUAUGAAAGCUGUAAAGAAUUGCUGCAGCUUAAGUUUUGCACAUAAAUAUUUGUGUUUUAUUUUGUUGUCAGGUAAAACGUACCAAAUGUUUAGCGAGUUUCGAUAUUGAAAGCUUUAAGCUUCCAUACUAAAAAAAACCUGCAAUAACUUCUAAGCGUGUGUAAAUUUUAUAAAAGUAUAGAUGACUCGUUUUAAAUACUUAACAUUUGAUUUUAAAAUUUGCCUAACAAAUGCUUGCCAUACAAGCUUCGAGCUUUGAGCUUUCACCCGAAAUCAACAUAACUUGCAUGGAGCUUAUUUUAAAUGGAAUUGAUUAAAAAAAAUUUAGUAAAUCAAAACUUUUAAAGAAACUAAAAUAUUUACUGUAAAAUCAUAACUAACCUACUUUGUAAAAAAAAUAUAAUAAAAAUGUUAUUCCAAAAUUAUUUUUUUUCGGAAAAUAAAAUUCAAUCAAACUGUUUGAAAGCAAAUUCAUUAAUAAUAAAUAAAAUGAAACACUAACUCCUAUUAGGAAAUCUAACCUAAAACAGUUGUUAUGAAAAACACAAAACAAAAAUUGAUUUUCAAAACUAUUUUCUAAAAACCAUUUAACUUGAAAAUUGCUAUUUUUAAUUGAGACCAAAUAUUAUAUUAUAAAUGAAAUUCAGCUAACAAGCAGCACUGAGUAAAUUCAUAUACAUAUGUACAUACAUGUAUAUGUAUAUGUAUGGAAAUUUGAAAUUCUUACAUUCUAAGUCUAAUUCUACGAUUUUGUAUGUAAUUCUAAUUAUUGAAAUUAAUUGAUUUCGAAAAAUUGAACAAUUGAUACAUUUUAUUGUAUAUAUAGUAUAUAUACAGGCAUGCCGACAUAUUUACAUAUGCACAGUACUCUAACGACACACACACACUUACAUUUACGUAUGUGAAAGCUUGGAGAAAUUGUAAUUCGAUAAUUGUUCAUCGAUGGCUAAGCAAAUCAAAUUAAAAUUAUAUACGAGUACUACACACACACAUACACAUACAAAUGGAAUUUGAUUAGAAGAGAUUAUAAUUUCGCAAAUAAAUAAUUAAUGUUAUGAUUACAUAAUUGUGCACAAAA
Molecule: messenger RNA, 8810 nt
Organism: Bactrocera dorsalis (oriental fruit fly)
Lineage: Eukaryota; Metazoa; Arthropoda; Insecta; Diptera; Tephritidae
Gene: Neurl4
Product: neuralized-like protein 4
Exons: 13
Coding region: 340-6321 (1993 amino acids)
Source: RefSeq, a predicted model, not a curated record